Messenger RNA from Centropristis striata (black sea bass), 1362 nucleotides. RefSeq lists its product as uncharacterized. The transcript has 3 exons. NCBI's taxonomy places the organism in Eukaryota, Metazoa, Chordata, Actinopteri, Perciformes, Serranidae. The coding region runs from base 236 to 979 and encodes 247 amino acids. Gene Ontology annotation, biological process: positive regulation of isotype switching; positive regulation of double-strand break repair via nonhomologous end joining; negative regulation of double-strand break repair via homologous recombination. The record is from RefSeq and is a predicted model, not a curated record.
CCGGGAACCGCACAAAGCACGUCUAGAUGUUAGCCUGAUGCUAGCUCGCAGGGAGGAACUUAACUUCUUGUUGGCUGUUUUUUAAUGAAAGUAACACAGUCAGCUGUUUUAAAGACUUUACUGGGACUGAAGUGCAUUGCCUCGUGCCGUGUUCCAUCAUCUGAAGCGACUUCACCCUGACGAUGAAGAAGAUGAGGAGGAGGAGGUUGGGGGUGCAGCCGGGCCUCUGAUCUGUAUGGAGGAUGUGGUUCUGCACUAUCAGCCUGGAUCAGCUGCUGGGCUCAGCUGCCUGUUAGAGACCACAGAGAAGCUUCUGGAGUGGUUCCCCUGCAGGAUUCCUCCGGUCUUCACCCCGUGGUCCCCCGCCGCCACAGACCGCCACCUGCCCAUCAGACCGGCCCAACCGGCGCCCGUCAUCACCCGCUCGGCUGAUUUACUCAUCUCUGACAGCGGGACGCACGCUCACGCAGCACAAGAACAGAAACCUGAAGUUCCCAACAAUGCUGUCUGCAUCUCAGAGACUCCGAACUGUCUCCUUCCAGAGAGUGAGGUCCCCAGACCUCCUCCUGACAAACACAGAGACGGCGUCCCCAUCCCGGGCUCACCGCUCAAACGCUCGUGGAGCGUAUUUACCCAGAAAGGAGUUGUGCUGCAGUGCUCGCUCUCCGAGCAGCUCCGUCACACGGUGUCCGUCCACAGACUGCACCUCCACCAGAGGGCCAAGUGGGUCGUCAGGCAGCACAACUGUGGAGCGUCCCGGGACAUCGAACAGGUGUGGCGGGCUCUGAGCCGAUCCGCCGCCCGGAGCUCCAGACUGCCAACAUGCAACGCCAACAUCCAGAGGGAGCGGGCGGAGGUCUGGGUGUUCUGCGACGUCCUGCACGCGGAGCAGGUGGGACGUUUCCUGAAGGACGAGCUGCAGCUGUCGGGGAGGAUCGAGCUGUCGGUCCACAGACGGGGAAACAUCUUCAGCAUGUAGGCGACAACAGCACCAUCCAUAGAAAGACUUUAAAAAGUUUACAGGUGCAGAUGAUCACACUGAGAUUUCUACAGAAAUGUAUUUUUAUCAUCAAACUGCAGGAAUAAUGAUUUACUUAUUUAUUUGAUAUUUUAUCUCAUCUUGGGGAAACUACUGAUCACUUCUUUAGCACAUUGACAGACUUUUUCCUCCAGCGCUGUGGUUCACAAACACUCUGCCACAGGCGAGUUCAGUUUCAACCAAAGAGGCUUCUUAAGCCAGGACUUCUGGUGUUGACGUGCAACAAAUAACCAGGAGACCAGAUCCAGUUUACACACAGUCUGAACGUUUGGAAAUGUCUUAUUUUAACCCCUUUGGUUUCAAUAAAGUCCUUAAAAAAAUAA